Molecule: messenger RNA, 5863 nt
Organism: Brienomyrus brachyistius
Lineage: Eukaryota; Metazoa; Chordata; Actinopteri; Osteoglossiformes; Mormyridae
Gene: suco
Product: SUN domain containing ossification factor
Exons: 24
Coding region: 300-4136 (1278 amino acids)
Biological process (GO): protein folding in endoplasmic reticulum; regulation of bone remodeling
Cellular component (GO): membrane; cytoplasm
Source: RefSeq, a predicted model, not a curated record
UCCAGCUCCAGGCCGAAGGGGGAGGAACCGAAAGCGGCCGCGUCACGGGGGCGGCGGGGGGUGGCGAGCAGAGAAAACGGAAUCGCAGCGGCUGGUGCUGGGGGGGAAGGAGCAGCCGCCGAGGGGGGGGCGCGGUAACGUGGAAGCGGACACGCAUCGCGGUCGGCCCGUCGCAUUUUUUUUACGGCUCGAAUCGGGCUGCCUGGGGAGACAAGAGCGACUGGAGGCAGAGAAAAGGCAAAAAAACAUAAAACAUAAAACGAGGAAAGAGCGAGGAUGUGGGUCCCCGCGGGAAGAUAAUGAAGAGGCUGAGCGUGUUGUUGCCGUGCCUGAUAUUAGUGCUCCUGUGCGGGUACGCCGGUCAUCAUGUCCACUGCUCAGAAGAGACUCCUGGUGGCUCAGUACUACCUGCGCCGGAUCGUAUCCCUGAGGAGAAGCUGGAGAAGGUCUCUGAUGACCAGCAGGGUGAGGAGGAGUGGCCCAGCUACAUCGAGUCGUCAUACGACGUGGGGCUGGAGACGGAGAGGACUUCACUGGAGAUGUCAAGACGAGGGGACGUGGAGAGAGAUCAGACUGUGAAAACGAAGGAGCCAGACACGCUGACCGAACCGGGCCCGGCGAGCGACGCCGAGCCGGCACCAGAACCCGAGCUCCAGCUGGCGCCCGAGCCGGCCCCCCAAGGAGACUCGGCUCCUGCCACCAGUGCCGUUUCCGCUGAUGCACCUGCGGACCCCCACGGGGCCCCCGAGGACGUUGCAGCCACGCCUACCUCACAAGUGACCCCCGCCUCGCCAUCGAGUUCGAUAGAGGUUCCCAGUGCCGAUUGCCCUGUAGGCGGCUCGGUUGACGCCGAGCCGCCGGCCACCGACUGUGAGGUCACAGCGCCCCCUGUGGCGCACCUCCCCAGCGCCCCUCCUGCCUUUGACGGCCCGCUCGCCAGCCUGGACGUGGAUUACAUAGACAACGCCUCCAGUGCCCUGGGCCCGGAGAGUGGGACCAGGCAGCCCCUGGACUUCCUCCCGGAUGCAGAGCAGGCUCUGCCGGAGCUGGACCAGGGUGGGGACACCUCCCACGAGCUCGAGGAGGAGGAGCAGGAGCAGGCUGCAGAUGUCCCUGUGGCCAAGGAGACAGACCCCUCUGUGCCAGGCAAGGAGGACAUCCCCACCUUUGAUGAGUGGAAGAAGAAGGUGAUGGAGGUUGAGAAGGAGAAGAGUCAGUCUCUGCACACCACCUCCAACGGGGGUCCCCACUCGGUGAAGAAGGUUCAGAAAAACUUCAAAAAUAACUACGCCUCUGUGGAGUGUGGGGCCAAGAUCCUGUCGGCAAACACAGAGGCCAAGAGUACCUCCGCAAUCUUGAUGGAGAACAUGGAUUUAUACAUGUUAAACCCGUGUAGCACCAAGAUCUGGUUCGUCAUAGAGCUCUGCGAACCGAUCCAAGUGAAGCAGUUGGACAUCGCCAACUUCGAGCUGUUCUCCUCAACCCCCCGAGACUUCUUGGUGUCCAUCAGUGACAGGUACCCAACCAACAAGUGGAUCAAGCUGGGCACCUUCCAUGCUCGGGACGAGCGCACCGUCCAGAGCUUCCCAUUGGAUGAGCAGCUCUACGCCAAGUACAUGAAGAUGUUCAUCAAGUACAUAAAGGUGGAACUGCUGUCCCACUUUGGGUCUGAGCACUUCUGCCCGCUGAGUUUAAUCAGGGUGUUUGGUACCAGUAUGGUUGAGGAGUACGAAGAGAUCGCAGAGCCCCAGUACGCGGAGAGACUGGAGUACCCGGACGAGGAUUACGAUUACCCCCCCGGCUACGUGCCGACCGAAGACAAGGCCUCCAAAAACCUGCUGGGGUCAGCUACCAAUGCCAUCCUGAAUAUGGUCAACAACAUUGCAGCCAAUGUUCUGGGGUCGCGCCCGGAGCUGGAACCGGCGGCCGGAUCUCAGGCGAACUCCUCCAGGGAAGCAGAAAACAUGACGAGCACGUCUGGGGGCUCCGAGCUCCUGCCCACCCCCUCGGCUCUUCCAGGGCUGGAGACCCUGGAGCUGGAAUCCGCUAGUUCUGUGGAGGACCCAGGGGGCACUGCAGAGGGCUCAGGGGGCACUGUGGAGGAGUUGGCCACUCCGGCGCCCCCGGAGGAGAGCCGCAUAGUGACGCUUGUGCUGGAGGAGGAGGAGGAAGAGUUGGAGCACAGCCAGUCCACCGUCACCCUCCUCGGAGCAGAGGAAGAGGAGGAACGAGGGGAGGAUGAGUCAAAGGGGCACAGCUUGGACCCAAGGCAGCUGUCCAGUCUGUCCUGCGCUGGUACCCUGCUGGAGUACCUCCACCGCCGGUGCUCUGCAGCACAUGCACCACGCCGAUUGCACCCAGCGCGUCGGAAAGUGAAGGCAGAUCAGGAUAACGCCCGCACCAGCCCGGUACCAAGCCCUGAACCCGUCCCCACGCCGACCCAGGAGCUCCCCGCAGACCCCGUCCCACAGACGGAGCGCCCCUCGUCCAGGGAGGAGAGUUCCAUUUCCAUGGAGACCACUCCCACAUUGGCCGCUGAAGGAGCCGCAGAUCUCGUCACCGUGACUGAGCUGCUGGAGCCCAGCCACUCCUUGUCGCUGCCUCCGAUCAGCUUUGUGGACUCCGCUGUCCCCACGGUGUCUCCCGCGGAGGACAUCCUCGAGCCGUCGCGGGGUGAUGAACUACACACAGAUCCCCGUCUCCUAGACAUUGUCUCCGAGAUGCAGGACGAGGCGACGAAGGGCCCCCCUUCCGGCGGUGGGAGCCCCAGUUGGUCCAGCGCGGUUCCCACAGCGGACCUGUCUGGGCUCGAGAGCGACUUCAUUAAAGCGGAGCUCCCGCUCCUCCCCAUGGUGGAGCCACCUGCCUCGCCAGCCCUCACGGCCACAAAGCCGCUGGAAAUCAGCCCCCCCACCGAUCUCCUGGGUUCCCCGGCAGAGUCGGAUGCCGACAGGCCAUCCGUGGGUGAACCCCAGAGAACCACCCCACUUGCGUUGCCUCCAGAGACAUCGUUGCUCCCCCCGGAACCAGGGGAGGAGGCUAUCCUGGUGGCCCAGGGUGGGGCCCAACUACAGCGCUCUGCCACCGACUUCUACGCCGAACUGCAGAACUCUUCCGAGCUCAGCUACGGUAACGGCAACCAGGUUCACGGCUCCAACCAGAAGGAGUCUGUCUUUAUGAGACUCAACAAUCGCAUCAAGGCACUAGAGAUGAACAUGUCACUCAGCGGCCGGUACCUGGAGGAACUCAGCCAGAGGUACCGAAAGCAGAUGGAGGAGAUGCAGAGGGCCUUCAACAAGACUAUCAUCAAGCUGCAGAACACCUCCAGGAUCGCGGAGGAGCAGGACCAGCGGCAGACAGAGUCCAUCCAGACUCUGCAGAACCAGCUGGAGAACAUCACACAGCUGGUGCUCAACCUGUCCAUUACAGUUGGCAAGCUUCAGAAAGAGGCAGCAGACCGGCAGAGUUACCUGGCUGUCUCCCUGCUCCUCUGCCUGUCCAUCGGGCUCCUGCUGUGCCUCCAGUGUUGCCGAGGAGCGGCCCCCCCUCCUGCGAGCUCGGGCCCCCCCAUGCCCAAGAUCAACCACUACCCCAGCCCCAAGAGGUGCUUCUCCUCGUAUGAUGACAUGAGUCUGAAGCGGAGAGUCUCCUGCCCUCUCGUGCGCUCAAAGUCCUUCCAGUUCCCAGCUGCAGAAGUGGGUCCCGAUGACUUGUUCAUUGUAGAACCUCUAAGGUUUUCACCUGAAAAAAAGAAGAAACGAUGCAAGAUGAAAGCCGAGAAGGCGGAUGCCUCGAAGCCCUUGGCCCCCGCACCAGCAGCAGCUAAUGGAGGCCCCAAGUGCAACGGUGCCCCCCGCCCCCCCCCGGUAGAGACCUGCGUGUCCUUGUCCAGGGACACCCCCUCUGAAGGCAGCUCGGAGGGCUCCUCCCAUUCAGAGGAACCGCCCGCAUGCGAGAACCAGCCGCCGCCUCCCAGCCGGAUGGAGAGGCGGGCCUUCAAACGGCGGCGCUCACGGAUGUGUGAACGGGGCCGAGGCGUAGCCGAGCUUCUGCCCGCUCUCCACGGCAUCAUGAAAGGCAGCAAGGAGAUGGGCGUGGGCGCGCUGGGGGUCACCGCACUCUCGGGCCAGGUCUGAGCCACACGUCAUCCCCAUCCGGGGAACAGACUGGUACCUAGUGGCACCUUCUGCUGGCAGGGUGCGGAACUGCGGCACGACUCGUCUCUCGGGACCUUGCUCCUGGACACGGUGGCCCUGGACUUCGAAGACCCCUUCCUCUUCAUGUGCCUUUUCUGUCUGUUUUAGAGAUCGAUAGGUCGUUCUUUUUUUUUCCUUACAGAGAGAGCUCUUAUUUAUCGAUAAGAUGAGAAAAAGCUGUGUAUUUUAGUGCAGAGUUUUGUUUUUCUACGGGAUUAGCACAGUGACCAGAUGGUCGAAGCCUCAAGGGGGCGGUGUCCUGUCCCAGACUUUAGAGGGCACUCUGUUUAGUGGGGGCUCGUGGGGGUGUCAGGUCUGUGUGAGGACUGUGCAGUGUCCACCGUCUGCCUCCUUUGCCUUUUUCCGUUCUAGAUGUGGCUUUAACCUUUUGUUUCGUGGGACCAGGAGGUGAUUUCCUUAGGUGUGCCGUAAACUCAGCGGCUGCUCAAGGUGGGUGAAGCUGCUGUGAGUCUCUGCCAAUGCCCCCACCCCACCCUGCAUUCUCAACAUCACAUCACGCCCCCGUAAGUGUUGAGGAUGCCGUGACUCACUCACCCUGCUACAAGUCACGGCUGGCCCCGCAGCCCACAUCCUUGGUGAACGAGUUCUUCCUACUUUCACUACUUAUGGAAUGAGGGAGGUUUUUUCUGACCAAAUGAGAUGUGUUUGAGGGUCCUGUUUUUGGGAAAUAUUUUGUUUUUCUGUCAGACACCAGAAGGUACCUCUGAUGUGAGUUUUAUUUAUGUAUUUAUUUAUUUCACUGUCUGCCAGAUAUAUCUUGCCAUAGUCCCAGAAGGAGGAUCCCCUCAAAGAUCCUUCUUUGUCUCCCCCUGCCUCCCGUGGCAGGUACUGCGACGGCACAUGCCACAUAGUACUCCUUCACAUAUGUGUUCCCUAAAACACAUUUUUAAUCAAUGGACUGUCAGGACGUACAAUACAUGCGUCCCGUUGAUGGAGUAUGGAGCCACCUUUGAAUUUAAACGCUUAUCUGUUAAGUAAAAGGAAAUAGAUUUUAAAGUACAGAUUUAUGAUGACGUGCUGCAUUUGACUUUUCUGGUACAGACGGUGGGAGUGAACUCAAAGUGAAACGGGGAAGUAAGGCGUUUUAUUCUCGCAAAAAGUAACAAAUGAAAAAGAUUUCAUUUGCCGGUGGCAGGACUUGUGUCGAUUUAAGGACGGGAUCCCUUCGUUAAGCACCGUUCAUGACAGUAUGAAACAUGUUUUUCUUCAUUUUAUUUGAGGAAAAUUUUGUGGGCUGGGUUUGAAUGUGACUUCGAGAGUUUUACUAAAUAUUUUCCACGCGUGCCGGGGUUUGUGCGUCCCCUGCAAUGUGUGAGAAUGCUGUGUGUCGCCCUCUUCUGGCAGUUGGAGGGGUCGACGGUCGAUUCGCUCACAUUCUUUAACGUGGUGUUAUUUGUACUUUUUGUUGCUGAUUUUUCUUACGAGCUCAAUGUGCACUUUGUUUCUUAACGAAGCCCCCGAGCACACGCGAGUGCCCUGGCAUCCCCCACCCACCCCAAAGGGCCCCGAGGGGUCUACGGGAACACGCUACUUGUUUUCUGUGCGGACGGGCUGCACAGCACUAGUGGAACUGGAGCACGGGUUGGACUCCCAAGUUGUUUGCCAUUGGAAACUGUGAAUUUCUAAAUAAAUAACACUGACUUUCA